Messenger RNA from Bacidia gigantensis, 1563 nucleotides. RefSeq lists its product as uncharacterized. The transcript has 4 exons. NCBI's taxonomy places the organism in Eukaryota, Fungi, Ascomycota, Lecanoromycetes, Lecanorales, Ramalinaceae. The coding region runs from base 1 to 1563 and encodes 520 amino acids. The record is from RefSeq and is a predicted model, not a curated record.
AUGUCGUUCGACUGGUUCGCUCUCUACCGCACCCGCAAUGUCAACACCGACGUGCAAGAAGCUAUCGGCUCACUCAAAGACGACCUCACCGCCUCCGACCACAAAACUAUUAAGUCCGCGUACAGAAAUUACAAAGAACGCGUCUACAUUAGUGCCUUCGUAGGCUUAGGUCUAGGCGUAUACACAGCAUACAGAUUCCGCCAGAGAAGAUGGCGCGCUUACCACGCUGCUCUUAAGACUGCUACAGAUCUCCUCCGACACAUAAAACCCUAUGACAAGAGAAACAGACCUGCCGUAGUCAUCCGACCCUCAUACCUCGGCGAUCUUGCUACGUACCUCGCCCUUGGCGGCUUCGGGCUGGAUUUUGGGGGUGAAAUUGGGGUUACUAUAGCCGACAGGAGGGUUGGUAGAAUAAUCACAGAGGACGUCGAGUGCACAGAGAGGAUUACUCAAAGCUCAAAGAAGGCGAAAGUGGAGGUGUUGAGAGUGGUUGCAGACCUAAUGAAGCAGGAGGCGGACAUGCUGGAGGAACAGAAAGAGCCAGGGAACGUCGCUGUGGAUGAGGGGGUGAAUUCUCAGAGAUCUCAAAACCACAAAGAGGGUGCCAUCCUACCAGUACGGGUCGAGGACUAUGAGAAUGAUGCCAAUGGGCACAAGUCGACUACUGGGAGAAGCGUAACCUCUAGAGCAACGGUGUACAAGCGACUGGAAGGCUCGCAUGACGAAGAGAAAACGGGCUCGGAUCAGGCGGUGGAGAAGAUUUUGGCGCUUGUUAGUAAGGGCGCUGCCAUUGCUGAAAAUAAUGCACAGCUUCCGUUCUCGGAAGAUUGGAAGCUGUACGUUUCUGAUGUUCCAUAUGACGUUAGCAUCAGGGAAGGUGAUAGCAUCCUUCCCAAACUGGAAAAUCCGGCUGCCAGUGCCGAACAGGUGCUAUAUCAGCUCGCCAGCCCAAGAGCAGGAACAGCAAUUCUGCAAAGCUCGAAGCAAUAUACACGACCUCGUAACGCUGUACUCGUCAUAGUAUCCGUCGCGAGUCAUGGCCAAAAUCGUACCAAGUCGAUCUUCCGUCUUGCGAGCAAAUGCUUGGGCAUUGCUAUCUUCGUCGUCGGCACCGCUAUUUUUGCUUCUGCACAAUUACUCGCGCUACCUGUUGCCGUGACGGUCUUGACGUUGAUUCUGGCUGCUGGGGUUGGAUCACGCGCCAUAAACGGAUGGAUUGUCUCCGGUGUUAGUAAAACGGAGCCAUUGAUACAUGUGAUAGUGAACACAACUCAGGAAGCACAACAAGUGAUUGCUCGGAUCCUCUCAAUUGACAGAUAUGACGAUCAAGUGCUUGGCGAAGGCAAAGUUCGGAAAAUCCAGGUUGAGCUAGGGGGCCAUGUAUUCGUCAACCAACGCCGUGUUGGCUCUCGAUCUACCUUGUGGCUUCGGGGGCUGGGUGUUCUGGCUGAGCCUUUCGAUCUGAGGAGAAUCGAUCGCUCCGAAUCUUUCCGAACCCCGAUGCAAGAGAGUACAGAUCGGAGCGAGCUCGAAUUCGGCUUGUUAAAUAGCCGUUCAAAUUGA